Messenger RNA from Corticium candelabrum, 3345 nucleotides. RefSeq names its product insulin-like growth factor 1 receptor. The transcript is spliced from 21 exons. Bases 1 to 3081 code for a protein of 1026 amino acids. The record is from RefSeq and is a predicted model, not a curated record. Gene Ontology annotation, biological process: multicellular organism development; cell surface receptor protein tyrosine kinase signaling pathway; protein phosphorylation. Gene Ontology annotation, cellular component: signaling receptor complex; plasma membrane. Gene Ontology annotation, molecular function: transmembrane receptor protein tyrosine kinase activity; protein binding; ATP binding. Lineage: Eukaryota; Metazoa; Porifera; Homoscleromorpha; Homosclerophorida; Plakinidae.
AUGUCGGUCAAGAGAGACUGCAUGCAUGCUUGCAUGCAUGCCAUCUAUGAUUUUGUUGCUUCUCUUGUUACCCACAUAGUGCGUCAAGAUUGUUGGGCAGUGGACAGUGACGGCAACUGUACAUGUCACGACGAGUGCUUGUCGUCGUGCAAUGGCACAACCGACCAAAACUGUUUAUCGUGCAGGCAUUAUUACUACCAAGGACGAUGCGUUUCCCGUUGCCCUAAUGGGACGGCCAUUCUUGCUGGCUGGAGGUGUGUAGAUGUAUGUCCUGAUAAUGUCACUGGUUUUUCUCAGAGACCUAAGACGUCGCGUCGAAUGUACAAAUUGAACGGUGAAUGCGUUUUUGAUUGUCCUCACAACUACAAAGGACAUGACAACGGAACAUGUGUGUUAUGCCAAUCUAUGGACAGCAGUUGUAAUCGAUAUUGUGAAGGUGGCGCAAUACGAGUACUUGCAGAUGCUGCAAAGUUUAAAAAUUGCACUCAUGUCAAUGGUUAUCUGUUAAUCAAUAUUGCUACUAAAAACAAUGAAGAAAAAGAAUUGAAUAAAUACCUCGGCCGCAUUCAACAUGUAUCUGACUACGUUCUUAUUCUCAAUUGUCCGACUCUUCGUCGUUUGCAAUUUCUUGACAAUCUGACAUCGAUUCGUGGAGAUGCGUUAUGGCAGUUCGAAAAGAGUUAUUAUGGACUAGCCAUAGUUGGAAACAAGAACCUUCUAAGUAUAACUUGGAAUAAACAAGAUGAACUUUUUCUUUACGGACGGAUAGAUGUGCGCUUUGCUGUCUACAAUAACAUGUUGCUUUGUGAGAAAAGGAUUGAUUGGUUGGAAAAACAAUUUUCAUAUGCUGUUGACCAAGGGGACAACGGUCUUAUUGCAGUCUGCAACGUGAAUCUGCUCAUUGUCACUUAUACUGAGAAAAAUAAUUAUACUGAGUUGUACUGGGAUGGCGUCCCAGAUGAGAGUGAAGCAGGUGAAAGCUUACUUGGAUACAACAUAAAUUGGUACAGAGAGGACAUUGGGACGUCCAUCUUAAGAACGUAUCAAAGCGACUACAGCUACAACGAGAACGACCCACUUUGUAUCAACCCUCAGUGGACAAGAGUGGAAAUAGGCAAUCAAACAAGCUAUCGACUGUAUCCUAACCCGAAUUCUUACAUGAUCGACUGUUGGAAGACAACAGUAGUUUUAGUUCAAGCAGAAUUUGCUACACGCAACGUCUACUUUCAAAGCGAAAAGACGAGCAUUCCACCAUACAUUCGAGUUCCGUCCUCUCCCACUAAGGUCAAAGAAAGUGAAGUAGGAAUACGCAAUGUAACCGUCGAAUGGUCACCUCCUUUGCGUCGUCGUGAGGACAUAACAGGAUAUCAGAUAGUGUUAGUCCAGAGUGUAGGAGAUAAUGGAGUAGCAAAGUCAUCCGUUGGAGGUAGCACUAAAAGCAUUGAUAGCAACUGCCCGGACACAUCUGUUAAUGGGAGCUUUCCAUGUAUUCACAAUACGACAAAUGGCAUCAAACGGCAAGCCGAUCUCGAUAGCUGUAAUGGCACUAGUUGUCAACUAACUAUUACACAACUGGAGAAUUUUGUUAACUAUACGAUUAAGAUUCAAGCAGUGAGCGAUGCUGGUUGUGGUCUUGUAGAGCAGAAGGAGUUUACAACGGAACCAGAGUGUUCUAUGGAUAGGGUGACGAAUUUGACUGUGACUAAUGACUCUCAUACUGAGUCAGCUUCAACUAUCGAUUUAGGUGUCGAUUCAGAAGAACAAUGUAAAAAUGGGUCAAGAUACAAUUGGUAUAAAUGGAGACACGUUUGUACAAUUACGUCAUCAGACAAAACAAUUUCCGAGAACUUUAGUCUACCUUGGGUUUGUCGACAAAACAAUCGGAAGUAUCAAUUCGAAGUUGUAAUCCAGGUAGUCUCGAAUGCAGAAAAGUGUAACAAAUUUGCGCAGAAAAAAGCGCAAUCAGUCUCUGACAGUGUAUUUGUCACGUGCCCUCCUAUGAGUGGCAACGAUGAUGCCAUUAGAAUUGUUCUACCUAUAGUUUGCAUAGUUUGCUUGUGUUUUGUGAUGGGUAUGUUAGCUACAUGGUACAUUCAUCGAUUGAAGCGCAAUAAAAGUCGGUUAAGCCAACGAUUGGACGUAGUGUCUAAAUUGUACUUGAAUAUGACACACGAGCAAGGAAUGAUCUUGACAAACACGUAUGCACCUGAUGAUUGGGAGAUCAAGCGAGAGGACGUUGUCUUAGAAAAUGAGUUAGGAAGUGGUGCGUUUGGGUUAGUCUAUCGUGGAACAUGGCAAAUAGACAACAAUCAGUUAGACGUAGCUGUGAAGACAUUGAGUGACAUGUCAAGUGAUGAAGAUCGAAUUUCAUUUCUAAACGAAGCGUCCAUUAUGAAGAACUUCGAAAGUGAGCACAUCGUGCGACUGUUGGGAAUUGUGUCGAUUGGCGAUCCUGUCAUGGUCAUGAUGGAACUGAUGGAUAAUGGUGAUCUAAAGGGAUACCUUCGAUCUCUCAGAACAGAUGUUGAAGAAAAGUCAAUUUUUGAAGAAUUCCCAUUGCUUGAAGAUGAGCUACUUCAGUUUGCAGUCCAGAUUGCAAGUGGCAUGGCCUAUCUAUCAGAGAAGAAAUUCAUUCAUCGUGAUCUGGCAGCACGUAACUGCAUGGUGGAUAAAGACAUUUGUGUUAAAAUUGGAGAUUUUGGUUUAACACGUGAUGUAUACGAAACUGAUUACUACAGGAAGAGAGGCUCUGGCCCUCUCCCUAUCAGAUGGAUGUCUCCAGAAUCCCUACGUGAUGGUGUUUUUGGUCAUCCUUCUGAUGUUUGGUCAUAUGGCAUUGUGCUGUGGGAAAUAGCAACUCUGGCAAUGCAGCCAUACCCUGGGAUGAGCAACAGUGAUGUACUCGAAUUUGUUGUUGGAGGUGGAGUCAUGGACAUGACAAACAUCGCGCAUGCCCCAAGAGCUUACAAGGCAAUUAUGGCACAAUGCUGGCUUUUUAACGAGUACAACAGGCCACCAUUCGAGACAAUCUUGAGUCAGCUACCACCACUACGUCCCAGUGGCCUCAUUGUCCACAUCUGAUUUGAUACUAUGUCAGUCAAUCUUAUUAUCAUAGAGAAACAACUUAUUCGGACAGCUGCCUUACUUAUAGAGAAACAAUGGUGUUAGUUACAUGUUGUAGACUGUAUGCAAAAUGUAGGGUAUCGUAUACUGUACCUACCUCUACUUGUUGCAGCCACUAGUGAGAGACUGCUAGUUAGAAAGAUGGUUGCGUUUUAAUUAAUAUGCCUUUAGAAUGUCUCUAGCAGCAGCCAAGUUUGAGGAGUUUGUUUAAGUUAAUAUUAG